AUGAAAAUGAAAACAAAUGAAACUAUAAUGAAAGCACAGUUUGAAUGUUACCAGAAAAUUAUACACGUUCCUGUGCAUGAGAAUACAGGUUCUUACUGCAAUAGAACAUGGGAUGGCUGGUUAUGCUGGGAUGACACUCCUUCAGGAAAAACAGUCACACAAAAUUGUCCACCUUACUUUCAGGAUUUUAACAUUCAAGAAAAAGCAACUAAAAUCUGUGAAGAAAAUGGACAUUGGUUUGUACAUCCCGAGAGCAAGAGACAAUGGACAAAUUUCACCCUUUGCUCUGAUGAAAAUUACAAGGUAAGAGAAGUAGAAAUAGAACUGGCCUUGAGCAAGAGAUCAUAUGGGCAAUGA
Messenger RNA from Pseudonaja textilis, 357 nucleotides. NCBI's taxonomy places the organism in Eukaryota, Metazoa, Chordata, Lepidosauria, Squamata, Elapidae. The record is from RefSeq and is a predicted model, not a curated record.